This is a messenger RNA of Pygocentrus nattereri (red-bellied piranha), 1687 nucleotides long. It is a transcript of the gene ccr12b.2, whose product is annotated as chemokine (C-C motif) receptor 12b, tandem duplicate 2. The transcript has 2 exons. Bases 152 to 1144 code for a protein of 330 amino acids. NCBI's taxonomy places the organism in Eukaryota, Metazoa, Chordata, Actinopteri, Characiformes, Serrasalmidae. Gene Ontology annotation, biological process: G protein-coupled receptor signaling pathway; chemotaxis; immune response. Gene Ontology annotation, molecular function: chemokine receptor activity. The record is from RefSeq and is a predicted model, not a curated record. Gene Ontology annotation, cellular component: membrane.
AUACAGUGGAUGACUCAAGAAUUCGCAACACAAACAAAUACUCAUGCAGACUUCUUCCACUGACAUUCCGUUCUGACCUGUCCCUUUAGUCACUCUUGUCCUUGAGCAAACAACAGGAGACUCUGAAAACGGCUUUUCUGUUGUGUGCAAAAUGGAGGAUCAUGAUCAUGAAACAUCGUCUCAGCCUUUACUCUAUGAAUAUGAUAGCUCAGUGACGUCAGUGUCUCCGUGCGACAUAAACGACGUAACUGAAUUCGGUAGAAAGUUUCUUCCACCAUUCUAUACAGUCAUCUUCAUCGUCAGCAUGCUUGGCAAUGGACUAGUGCUGUUUAUCAUGUAUAAGUUUGAAAGGCUCAACACGGUCACUAACAUAUUCCUCAUCAACUUGGUGGUCUCUAACCUGAUUUUCACCAUCACGCUCCCGUUUCAAGCCGUCUACCAUUACUCGGAAUGGAUAUUUGGCUCUGUGAUAUGCAAAAUGGUCGGCAGUGCUUACUUCCUGGGCUUUCACAGCUCUGUCCUCUUCCUCACGCUCAUGACCUUUGACCGCUACCUGGCUGUAGUUCACGUCGUGAUGGCCACUAAGCAGCGGCGGAGCUGCUACGCCUUCACCACAGCUGCUGUUGUCUGGGGCAUCAGUGUCCUUGCUAGCCUGGAAACCUGCAUAAAUUAUGAUGUAACAAAAGACCCAAUUGUGGGGGACGUCUGUGAAGACAAUGGCCCCAAACAUAAGGUUCUGGGCACUUACCCUCUGUUUGUUAUGUUCUUUAUCCUCCCUUUGGUUGUCAUCAUCUACUGCUACAUCAGGAUUGCCCUGAGGGUGGUCUCCUCCCGAAUGAAGGGCAAACACCGGACUGUUAAGCUCAUUUUUGUCAUCGUGAUGCUCUUCUUCAUUUGCUGGACCCCAUACAACGUGAUAUUAUUGAUGAACGAGGAAACGAGUGACCCUUGUGAUAACAGUCUUAUUUAUCCACAGUACGUCACUCACAACAUUGCCCACUUGUACUUCUGUGUCAACCCUGUCUUCUGCACUUUCUUAGGUAAAAAAUUCCAAAAUCAUGUGCGGCAGCUGCUAGUUAAUGAGGUUCCUUGUUUAAAGAGCCAUCUGAACUUCAGUGGGCAAAGCAGCAGAUCGUUCUCUUAAAUGAGCUCCUAAAAUUUGCAUGAGUGAUGACGGAUGAUGAGACAUCUCCAGUGUUUGUUUCAUAUAACACAGUUCUGUAUGCUGGAGCAUAAUGCUUAAUGCGACAGUCUAAAGAGUGGAAGUGGUUUAGGGUAGACUAUGUAGCCUACCUUAAAAAUAAAAGGCUCAUCACUGUACAUUAGGCAAUGUUUAUGGUCCCCAUACUCAUGAAAAUUUCACUGGAAAGUAUGUAUUAACACAAGGUAGAUUUAGUAUAAUGCUAUAUUUAAAUAACAUGUCUUUUGUCCAGAGCAUUGUAAGUUUAAACUGCAUGGGGCUGCAACACAAAUAAAAGAGAAUAAUGUUGUCAGCUACUCUGUUAGUAGAAAUGUCUGUUUGCUGGAUAUAAAUGUAUUCAUGUGUGCACUGAUUUGUUGAGCAGUCCAGUAAACUGUAAAUGUACUAGUCAGUAGUUAAUGGACUAUAAAACUAUGCUUGGUGAUUUCAGUUGUUAUAUGUUGUAUGUGAUCACAUUUCAAAGAUUAAAAAAAUUAGGAGUGGUCA